CAAACAUGGCAGCCUCCAGUAGCGACGGUGUUGAAGUUGUGUGUUUUAACGAAAGGUUUUGCGGUAGAAAAGCACAGAAAAAGAAUUCUCCAAGUGAUGUUUUGGAAAAAAAAUUUAAGGAGCCGGAUAAAAAUGUCAAAGUUUUUAACAUCAAGAGAGCUCGCUAUGAAGUAAUCAGAUUUGGUAUGAGUGGAUUUGACAAAGAAAAGCAUUUAAACGCCAAAAUAGCUAUGGCUAUCAGACUUGGUGCAAAGCCACCAAAGAAGCCUAAUAUAAAUUAUAAAGAGCUUAUGAAAAUGAAAAAAGAACAAAAAACAAAUGAAAAUGAACAGAGAAAAUAUUCGUUGCAACCACUUAAAGGAAGAAAAACUUCAAAGAAGAAGAAACCGAAGAAUCAACCAAAUGCUUUAGUUUAAGUUAUGCUGUAUUUUUUAAGUUAUGCUAAUAAAUUAUUUUAC
Molecule: messenger RNA, 458 nt
Organism: Uloborus diversus
Lineage: Eukaryota; Metazoa; Arthropoda; Arachnida; Araneae; Uloboridae
Exons: 4
Coding region: 6-416 (136 amino acids)
Source: RefSeq, a predicted model, not a curated record